AAUAAAACUCUUACACAAAUCUUAGGGCUACAAAUAGAGGGGUUUUUUUUGGGCUGUCCUCUCUCUCUUUUGGGUGUCGCUGGUUUUGGCAUCUUUCAGACUCUCUCUAUCCAGCAGUUGUAGUGGUGAACGGCGGAGGACACAAAUCCGACGAGGACUAUGUGGAAGUGGAAGCAAAACUGUGGGGGCAUCUGGAAUCUUUCUUAGAAACUGCAAGAUCCUUCAACAUGAUUUACACCAAGGAAAUUCGUCCUUGGACGCACAUGAUGGAGGUACCACUGCUUCAUGGGUUUGGGCCAGCAGCUAAUCGCUUGUUAGAGGCAUACAAGACACUUUUGAAGUUGUGGGUUUACGCCUACUUUCCUAGGCUCGCACCCGUACCGGUCACGGAGACCCCUCUGGUCGUCCCCUUUUCGCGUCGCUUUGACGGGAGAUGCACCCAGAGGCCGCGAGAGACUUUCAGCUUCUUCCGCCACUUCUUCGACACCAUUACCCCCGCGGAGAUCACCUGGCAGCCUUGGGCUCCUUUACCAGCCGUGGCGCGGGAUCGGUUUGCCGGUGCCGAUGAGACCUCGCGUUUCCGGAUCUUGUUGGAGGGCCCGGUCUGUCGAGCUUGGUACCUGGGUGAGCGUUUCUUACGCCAGACCCUAAGGUUACCGGAACAGAUAGUCCCGGUUCACCCUCCCGAGGAUAUGAGGGAGACCGAGAGGCUCACUAAGGAGCAGAUGGCCGAUUAUACCAUCGGUUGGAAGGCGACCCGCUUCAGAGGCAUCGGCGACUACCGAGAGUACGUACAGACGUAUCUUAUGCGGCCUCUGAGCGGCGGCCGCCGAGCUGAGGGAGUUAGACCCGUGGCGCCAGCAGCGAGGACAGGAGUGGGAGCUGGAGCUGGAGCUUCGAGGAGGGCCCGGGUCCGUGGCAGGGGCAGAGUUCAGGGGGGACGGGGGACCGGUUGGCCUGUUCUGCCUACUUCACUGACUUUCCGAGGGCAGGGUGGGGCGACCUAUCAGGAGAACGGCUGCUGCACUGAUUUGCAGAAGAACCCAUCAUGGUUGUUCCACGAGCUUCUUCUGGUGGGAUCUACUCUUUGA
Messenger RNA from Camellia sinensis, 1091 nucleotides. NCBI's taxonomy places the organism in Eukaryota, Viridiplantae, Streptophyta, Magnoliopsida, Ericales, Theaceae. The record is from RefSeq and is a predicted model, not a curated record.